GCGGGAACUCGGCAGUAUUCAAAGUUUGACAGCGAUAGAAACAGUAACACAAACGAAAUAAACAAAACGACCAAAAUGUCACUCGCGCCGUAUUGGUUUCGUCAUCUGAGGAAUCUGGCGACUCGCGAUCCUAUCGCCAGGGCUUUCGAGGAUCCAUUCUCAGUGUUUUUGAGGGACCCGUUCUUCAGAGAUCCAGUGAAAUUCAUUAAGGCAGCUACCGCACCGAUCGAACAUGUUGAGGGCGUCUACUCCGACCACGAGCUGAAGAUUGACGGGAAGAAAGUGGAAGUGCAUUUGGAUGUUCAGAAUUUCACUCCGGACCAGAUUCAGGUGAAGACUGUUGGAAACGAGAUCAUGGUGGAAGGCAAGAAGGAGAUUAAAAAGGAAGACGGUUGGACCAGGAGUCAUUUUGAAAGGAGGUUUUUGCUGCCUGAUGGAUUCCCUCCGGAGCGUGUGGAGUGCCACCUUGACAAGGGAAAACUGAAGCUCAUAGCGUUCAGGGCAGAGCCGUUAGAAGAGAGGUCCAUCCCCAUCCAAGACAAGUCCAGUAGCAGCAGUGAGAAUAAAUCGUAGACAAACAGUUGUAAAUACGUUAUUUCGACUUUUUAGUUAUCUUUCAUAGACUGAUUAGUUUAGUUGUACGCAAACGGUACCAAUCUGUUUCGAUACUGUGAUUUUACUUUUUUAAUUGAUUUAAAUAAAAUAAAUGAUUUUAAUUAGGUAUAA
Messenger RNA from Spodoptera frugiperda (fall armyworm), 726 nucleotides. Its product is annotated as heat shock protein Hsp-12.2-like. The transcript has a single exon. Gene Ontology annotation, biological process: response to heat; protein refolding. Gene Ontology annotation, molecular function: protein folding chaperone. NCBI's taxonomy places the organism in Eukaryota, Metazoa, Arthropoda, Insecta, Lepidoptera, Noctuidae. The record is from RefSeq and is a predicted model, not a curated record. The coding region runs from base 76 to 573 and encodes 165 amino acids.